Caenorhabditis bovis is the source of this 477-nucleotide messenger RNA. NCBI's taxonomy places the organism in Eukaryota, Metazoa, Nematoda, Chromadorea, Rhabditida, Rhabditidae. The record is from the annotation of a GenBank genome assembly.
AUGCAGCACGUUCUGUGCACAGGUAAUUUGUGCACAAGGGAGACUUUUGACUAUUUAAGAUCUCUUUCAAGCGAUGUCCACGUGGUUCGAGGCGAUUUCGACGACGAGUCGCUCAAAUAUCCCGACACGAAAGUCGUUACAGUUGGCCAAUUUCGCAUCGGUGUUUGUCAUGGACAUCAAGUUAUCCCGUGGGGAGAUCCUCGGAUGCUCGAACUGCUCGCGCGCCAACUCGAUGUCGAUGUCCUUGUAACCGGAAACACAUACGAAUGCACCGCUUAUGAAAAGAAUGGAAAAUUCUUCGUCGAUCCUGGAAGUGCAACUGGCGCAUUCAGCGUCAACAAGGAUGGACCCGUCACACCAUCAUUCGCCCUUCUCGAUGUUCAAUCGGAUAGUGUUGUAACCUAUCUCUACCGACUAAUCGAUGAUAAUGUAAAAGUUGAUCGGCACAUCUUCAAAAAAUCAAAAAUCCUUUCUUAA